AUGGCAUUUACUUUCGCUGCCUUCUGCUACAUGUUGUCCCUGGUCCUAUGUGCAGCUCUCAUCUUCUUUGCGAUUUGGCAUAUAAUUGCCUUUGAUGAAUUAAGAACAGACUUCAAAAGCCCGAUUGAUCAGUGUAAUCCUGCGCACGCGAGGGAACGACUGAGAAACAUUGAGCGAAUCUGCUUCCUCCUCAGGAAGCUGGUGCUUCCGGAAUAUUCCAUUCACAGCCUGUUCUGCAUCAUGUUCCUAUGCGCUGAGGAAUGGUUAACGCUUGGGCUGAACGCCCCAUUGCUCUUCUAUCACAUCUGGAGGUACUUCCACUGCCCGGCAGACAGCUCAGAGUUGGCGUAUGACCCCCCUGUAGUCAUGAACGCCAGCACCUUGAGCUAUUGUCAGAAAGAAGCCUGGUGCAAGCUAGCGUUUUAUCUCCUCUCCUUCUUCUAUUAUCUAUACUGUAUGAUAUACACUUUAAUGAGUUCCUAAAGGAAGAAGAAGACGGGAGAUUAGGAGAAAACUUUAAGAAGUCACCAGGUUUAGAGAUUAUCUACUCGUCCAUCACGUGGUGCGGAAAAUACCUCUGGUGGAUCGGAUAUGGUGGCCCUGGAGAUGUGAGAAGUUCCUGACCUUAGAUUGUAUCUAUAUGUUUAGCAACCACUAGAGAGUUGACCACACCGGUGGUCAGGACGCUGGAGAUCAUGGACCAAUACAUGACAUUCAUUGAUGGAUUAUAAACUUCUUGGAUAACAGGAAAGCAGGAUCCUUGGGAGAUGUGGUCUACAAGAUGGCUGCCCUUAUGGGGUAUCCAUCAUCCUUUACGUCUCUUCUAUAUUGCAAUAAUACACUUCACGUUUUUAUGCUGAUGUCGAUGUCCAAGUCGGCAUUGAGGACUCUGCUAAUGGGUGGAUUUGCUUACAUCUCGUCUAGUCUUCAGAUGUCGCUAUGUGGCGAAUCCUAAUUGAUGGUAAUUUCUUCUGAGAAGCACCGGCUCUACCGUACCUGCCGCGAGUGAUUACGGAUUAUUCUUUUUUCUUUUUUUUUUACAGUUUUUCAGCCUCGCAUUAGUUCGGUGAAGUCAUCUCUCAGUUUGACAUGAAAUUAUCCUUUACUACAUGCUGUGCACUUGGAAUGCUAAUUCAUCCACGACAGAUCGGGGGUCGGGAAUGUGUAUUUUAU
Molecule: messenger RNA, 1173 nt
Organism: Bufo bufo (common toad)
Lineage: Eukaryota; Metazoa; Chordata; Amphibia; Anura; Bufonidae
Gene: CNIH3
Product: cornichon family AMPA receptor auxiliary protein 3
Exons: 6
Coding region: 1-483 (160 amino acids)
Biological process (GO): regulation of AMPA receptor activity; vesicle-mediated transport
Cellular component (GO): dendrite; synapse
Source: RefSeq, a predicted model, not a curated record